Molecule: messenger RNA, 618 nt
Organism: Penaeus monodon (black tiger shrimp)
Lineage: Eukaryota; Metazoa; Arthropoda; Malacostraca; Decapoda; Penaeidae
Product: cuticle protein 8-like
Exons: 3
Coding region: 231-521 (96 amino acids)
Cellular component (GO): extracellular matrix
Source: RefSeq, a predicted model, not a curated record
ACGAAGACGGAAAACAUGACCUUGGCGAGCUUGCGGUCUUGUGGAAAACCAGAGGUGCGGGUUGAGGUCACCAGGUCAGGAGGAAGAACGGCGUGGCAGGAAUUGCUGGCGCCUAGCGAUGCGUGGGGCGAGAGAGGGGAUUUGGGCACCACCCCUUCACCGUAACCUCGACGGGAGGUAUAAAGCCUGAGGAAGCUUAGCCUGCGGCCAAUUGUCACAAAGGGUUCACCAUGUUCAAGACUGUCAUCCUGUUGCUCGCGGUGGCGGCUAUGGCGAUGUGCCGAUCAGCCGACCCCUACCACCCUCCGUAUCCCGAGACCCCCGCAGCGUAUGACUUUCAGUAUGGGGUGAAGGAUGACCUCAGCGGCAACAACUUCGGCCACGAGGAAGCGCGCAACGGUUACAACACCAAAGGACAGUACUUCGUCCUCCUCCCCGACGGGCGCCUGCAGACCGUCCAGUACACCGUGAACGGAGACGAAGGCUUUGUGGCCAGUGUCGGAUACUCUAACCGUCGCUAACAGGAGUCUAUUAUGAAUGCGUUGUAGUUGUCAAGCUCAUUUUAAGGCAGUUCAAAAUUAUUCAUAAAGAUUUUGAAAUGUACGUUGAUAGAUCACC